CUCUCUCUCUCUCUCUCUCUGUCUGUCUGGCUCAACGUUGCGGGCUCUCAAACAGACACUGAAACUCUGAAAACACGAUUAUACGCCAAAGCCGAGUGCGAAGAUAUCAUGCAGUCACAUGAAACCACUUUAAUUGCAGCUGAUAAACACACGGACCACCUCCCCUCUUCCUCCUGUCGGUGCUUUUUUCUCUGUCUGUAAUCGAAGGGGGAGAUUGCAUUCACAGACGGGGAAAACAGGAAUGUUUCUUCCGGUUCCAAAGAGUGUAAAAACGGAACGGAAGCCGGUGUGGUCUUUGUAGUCUGUGAACACACUCCUGCCUUCGCACCCACGACUUGUGCCUCACUGAUCACUGUCAGCUCUGCUGUCAGCUUUGGUUUCCCUGCCCAACUGAAGGAAAAAACAUUGAGACAAGAGAGAGGCUUCUGUCUCCAGUCCUGCAGCUGACCACUGACUGCAUGUCUCAGGGCUCUGAUCGACCCCCCUCCUCCUCUUCCUCCUUUUCCUCCUCCUCCUCCUUACACAUCUCAUCAAGAACCCACAGAACCAUAACCGCCAAACCUUCAUCCGGCUGCUGACCGCUUCAGUACAGGCACGGUUGGCAUUUGCUCUGCCCGGGCAGAACGAUCGAGCAUCAUCCCCCCAGAUUCAGCCCCUGACUGGUGCUCCUUCAGAGGGGGAGGGAGGGGAAGGAAGGCAGCUGAACGUCGUGCCGCUUUCUCUGGAGAUGAAGCUGCAGGCUGUCAUGGAGAACCUGCACAGGCAGCAGAGAGCCAAGUUGCUGAUGGAGCAGCAGCUACAGCAGCAAGCUGCCGCCCAAAACACUCAGAUCCGCACAGGUGGAGGAGGAGGAGAUGAGCCCAUGGGGAGCCCGGCCCCUGAGACAGAGCAGGCCCAGAUGGCAGCGCUAGCGGCCAUGCGUGCUGUGGCGGCCGGGCUGCAGAGGGUGUCAGACAGCCCCAUGUCAGAGCGUAGCAGCGGCGGCGAGGAUGAAGGUGAUGAUGACAAUGAUGAAGGGGAGGAGCAUUACAAGGAUAUGAUGGGGUCAGAUGAGGAGGAGCAGAUCAAACAGAAAUGGGACGAAGAAGACUUUGAAGGUGAGAUGGAAGAAGAUUUUGACGACGACUUGGCAGAUGAGAGUCUGCCGACGGGCCAUGAUGCAGUGGCUCCUGGGAAGGGAAUCCUCCUGUUGCCCCACCGUCAACUCCACCCCCACUCCCAGCUGCUGAAGGCCCGUCCCAGUGUCGACCAGGAGCCUCGCGUAGCCAUCCUGCCUCCACAUGCUACACACAGCCAUCUGGGUGGGCAGGACCAUGGAGAAUGGACCUAUGAGGAGCAAUUCAGACAGCUGUAUGAACUGGACAGAGACCCGAAGAGAAAAGAGUUUCUGGAUGAUCUCUUCAGCUUCAUGCAAAAACGAGGAACCCCGGUGAAUCGUAUUCCCAUCAUGGCCAAGCAGGUCCUGGAUCUGUACAUGCUCUACAGGCUGGUGACGGAGAAGGGCGGCCUGGUGGAGGUCAUCAACAAGAAACUGUGGAGGGAGAUCACCAAGGGACUCAACCUGCCUACCUCAAUCACCAGUGCAGCCUUCACCCUCCGCACACAAUACAUGAAGUACCUGUACCCAUAUGAAUGUGAUAAGAGGGGUCUGAGCAACCCCAACGAACUCCAGGCAGCCAUUGACAGUAAUCGGCGGGAGGGCCGACGACAGAGCUUUGGCAGCUCCCUCUUCACCUACUCACCCAACGGGACGCCCACCAUGCUCUCGUCGCCGAAGCUCCCCACGCACAGCGUGAGCCUGCCGGUGGGCACCAACGGAGCCUCGCUGACCCCCAUCCAGAAGAUUAAGAAAGAAGAGGAGGGAGGUCAGCCGCUCCCGGGGAUCGGGAUGGCCCGUUUGCCAGCGGGGGCUCUGGCGGGUCACUCUGUGGCUGCUGUGCAGGCAGCGGCGGCUCAGGCAGCGAUGGCGGCUCAGGUAGCAGCUCUGGAGCAGCUGAGGGACAAACUGGAAGCCGGCGAGCCACCAGAGAAGAAGAUGGCGCUGCCGGCCGAGGAACACCACCGACUGCUGCAGAGAGCACUGCAACACAACCUGCUGGCCAUGACUGCUCAGAUACCCAUGAACAUCCGCAUAAAUAACCAAGAAGGAAGGCAGGACUCGGCCAUGAAUCUCACCACCAAUGGCACAAGCAGCAUCAGCAUGUCAGUGGAGCUCAAUGGAGUGGUGUACACUGGAGUUCUUUUUGCUCAGGCAGCGGCAGGGUCAGCCUUGUCUGGUGCAUCUGGAUCGUCCGCCUCCAAUAAGACGGUCAGCAGUCGUGUCGCUCCACAGCAGCAGCAGCAGCAGCAGCAGCAGCAGAACACACCUACCUCAACAUCAACCUCCAGCAAUUCAUUGUCUUAACAAAACCCCAGCCUUUCCCCAUCUUUUUUAAAAUUACCACGCUAAGUAAAGCCAAAAAUCAACCUCAUUUUCUACAUAAUCUAUGCCAAAAGAGAAGAACCAUAAACUGUACAGACACAAACUGAAACUCACAUCACUUGAAGUACACUAUCUCAGGUUUUCUCUUACCAACUCACCUCUUUUGUUCUUCAUAGCCAAAAUGAUUUCGGAAAAAAAAAAGUAUCCCAACUGAGAGCCAGUAUAUGCUAAACAAAUAUGUAUGCACAACCUGUGAAUUAUUUAUUUCUGCAUAAAUGUACAGAUUAUCGGAGAACAAAAGAGAAGGUAAUAACUAGGAAGGGCAAUGCACUGUUUACACACACACAAACACAGCUACUGAUUAACAGCGAUGUUUUAUCCUCUAGGGGAGAUUUUUUUUUUUUUUUUUAGAUUUUAUUUUAUCUUUUCGUCGUCAUUAUUAUCAUUAUUGUUAUUCUCUUUAUUGUGUUUUAUCAUUUAAAUCUUUAACAAUGCUCUCACUGCAGGAAAAGAAAUCUAUAUAUUUAGAAUUCUAUAUAAAAAAAAAGAAAAUAUGAAUAUCCUCUAUUUUUAAUCAGAAAAGCUUUAAAGGUAUAUGUUGUUUCUUCAGGGCAUAUAACAAUGUACCGCUGUGACCUCAUUUUGUGUAAAAACCGUAUAACCUUAUUCACAUGGCAGCCAUUUUGGAUCUCUGGAAGCGCGAGUCCGGUGCGGGUCUGCGCUCCUGUUGUGUACCCAGAUACACAUCAUUAUCAAUGCCACAGAUUCUCCAGUGAAACACAAAACAACUGGAACUUAAGAAUCUGCAAGGAUGUUGCUUCUCUUUUUCAUACGUUUGCUCCAUUAUUGAUGGCCACUCGAGUCCCGGUGGCCGCUAAUUUGCUAGAAUGCUACACAGCUGGCGUCCCUGCUGAAUUCAAGCAGCCGUUGGCGUGCUUCUUUCUGAGUCAGCCGGCUUAUUUUUUAUCUGAAAUCCUCACCUGUUUGUUGACACGAGGCCAGUUCAAUGCAUAUCUAUGCCAACUUUGCAGGUAGUUUGUCAAGCUUAGCGCUCAAAAUGACUGUUUCUAAGAGUAAGGUCAGUUUUGCAGGUGGGAAAAUGAACCAAAGCCUUUUCCUGAGGGUUUGUUUUUUUCAUUCCCCUUGCUUCGCCUCAAUGUGCUGGAGUUUCUGAUCCUCAGCAGCAUCCACUGACUCUACAGACGUUUUCAGUUGUUCUCAGGUGUCUGUCUUAUCCUUUUUGUAACUUGGCCUUCCAGUGGAGUGAUUGUCUUAAGGUCAGAUUCAUCAAUAGCCCUUCAGCAUCAGUAGUGAAGCAGGAAAUUUUCCUGAAAUCUUAAAUUGACAGGAGUCGUGUAUCCACUAAAUCCUCACAUGGACAAUCAGGUGUCAGGUGAUGCUAUUUGAGCUUCAGAAGAAACUUCUUCCAGCUCAUGUCUGACAUUUUGUUGCUUUGUUGUUUGUAUUGUAGAUUACAGAUCUUUUAUUUUAUGUUUCAGCUUUGUGUUUUGCAUGACUUAGUGCUUCUUCUCAUCCAAGUGCUUCUUAUCCUGUGCUGUGACAAGGACGGAGACUCCUUGAGAUUAGCUUGGCGCUCACCAAGGAUAUAAGAAAGAAUGUCUUGUGAUCCUCGGACUGUUUUUAUAUGUUGCUUUAUUCGGGCUUUUGACAAUGUGAGCUCAGACUUAAUCGUAGCUGCGGCUUGUGUGUUAGUGUAUGUUCGAACACUCACUGGAGUUAGAUUUAUAAAAGGUUUGAAUCA
This is a messenger RNA of Scatophagus argus, 4184 nucleotides long. It is a transcript of the gene arid3a, whose product is annotated as AT rich interactive domain 3A (BRIGHT-like). Gene Ontology annotation, biological process: regulation of transcription by RNA polymerase II. The coding region runs from base 728 to 2404 and encodes 558 amino acids. Gene Ontology annotation, molecular function: DNA binding. Gene Ontology annotation, cellular component: nucleus. The transcript is spliced from 9 exons. The record is from RefSeq and is a predicted model, not a curated record. Lineage: Eukaryota; Metazoa; Chordata; Actinopteri; Scatophagidae.